AUGGCAUCCACGUCGGGGCUGCAGCGUCGGCGGGGGGCAGGGCAUGCGUCCCUGUCCAACGAGCUAGGCGACGAGGAGAUGGUGGAUGGUGUGCGUAGUCUGUCGGGGCAGCGCAGCGCAGCCGCUAUCGAGCGGUCGUCCGGGUCAGGCUCGCUGAACCGCAUCGAUCCUGGGUCCGGUCACCAGGUCGCAUACGAUCCACGCGAUCUGAUGGACGCGGGCGAGGAGCGGACAUGCCCCCGCCUUACUCUCAUGGAAGAGGUGCUGCUUCUGGGACUUAAGGACACGCAGGGCUACCUUUCUUUUUGGAACGACAAGCUCUCGUACACGCUGCGUGGGUGUAUCCUCAUGGAGCUCGCGCUGCGGGGGCGCAUUGGCGUAGCUAAAGGUGCUGAUCAGCGGCGCGAGGAUGUGAGUGACUCGCAUAUCCGACUGUACAAUGCCAGGCCUACAGGCGAGCCGCUGCUGGACGAGACCCUGCGCCACAUACAUCAGUCGCCGCCCACUAGCAUUGUAGAGUGGGUCAACCUGCUAAGCGGCGAUACAUGGAACAUGAUGCGACUCAACAUGCAGCUCAAGCAGGUGCGUGAACGACUCGCCAAGGGUCUCGUGGAAAAGGGGGUCCUCUGCACAGAGAAGCGCAACUUUCUCCUAUUUGACAUGCCGACGCAUCCCGUGGUGGAUAUGAGUGCCAAGGAUGCCGUGCGGCGCCGCGUGUAUGCCCUCACGCUGUCACAAAAUAUACAUGGGCCCAGCCUCUACAAGGACGAAAAGGAUGGGAGGGCAGUAGCCCUGCCCGUCACACGGUCGCUCUGCAUGCUGUGUAGUGCUCUCAGCGCGGACGUGCUCGAGAAUGUGCUGCGGCACUUGUCGACGCAGGUGCGCGAUCAGGCGACGGCGCAUGUUGACGACCUUCUUAGGGCAUUUGCACAGUGGCCCAUGGCGCCAAAUACACCGGGCGGAGGACUACCGCCGCGGGGCUCCGUUGAGACGCCCCAGGUGCGGACGGCCAAGGCGCCCUCUUUCCUUGCAAAACGGCGCACACCCAGCAUGGGUGUGAGUUCUACAGACCUUGCUAAUGCGAUGCGCGCAGAGUACGAACACGGGGGGGUCGAGUCGGCCUUUGAAGUGAUCGCUGGCGUCCUCCAGGUAUUGGCGCGCAUGGAGUCGCUCGUAUAG
Molecule: messenger RNA, 1179 nt
Organism: Malassezia sympodialis ATCC 42132
Lineage: Eukaryota; Fungi; Basidiomycota; Malasseziomycetes; Malasseziales; Malasseziaceae
Gene: VPS74
Product: Vps74p
Biological process (GO): Golgi organization; Golgi vesicle budding; retrograde vesicle-mediated transport, Golgi to endoplasmic reticulum
Cellular component (GO): trans-Golgi network; cytosol; Golgi cisterna
Molecular function (GO): phosphatidylinositol-4-phosphate binding
Source: RefSeq, a predicted model, not a curated record